Molecule: messenger RNA, 4279 nt
Organism: Serinus canaria (Common canary)
Lineage: Eukaryota; Metazoa; Chordata; Aves; Passeriformes; Fringillidae
Gene: GMFB
Product: glia maturation factor beta
Exons: 7
Coding region: 101-529 (142 amino acids)
Biological process (GO): actin filament debranching; negative regulation of Arp2/3 complex-mediated actin nucleation
Cellular component (GO): actin cortical patch
Molecular function (GO): actin binding; Arp2/3 complex binding
Source: RefSeq, a predicted model, not a curated record
GGGGCUUGUACUGCGCAGGCGCAGUGAGGGAGGGGGCGCAACCCAGUGAGGAGGAGGCGGCGGCGGCGCGCGAGCGGCUGUGGUCGGUGCGCGCGCCAAGAUGAGUGAAUCUCUGGUGGUUUGUGAUGUUGCUGAAGACCUGGUGGAGAAACUGAGAAAAUUCCGAUUUCGCAAAGAGACCAACAAUGCUGCCAUUAUAAUGAAAAUCGACAAGGAUAAGCAGUUGGUGGUGCUGGAUGAGGAGCAUGAGGGUAUUUCUCCUGAUGAGCUAAAGGAUGAGCUGCCCGAGAGACAACCUCGAUUUAUUGUGUAUAGUUACAAGUACCAGCAUGAAGAUGGAAGAGUUUCCUAUCCAUUGUGCUUUAUCUUCUCCAGUCCAGUUGGAUGUAAGCCUGAGCAGCAGAUGAUGUAUGCUGGAAGCAAGAAUAAGCUUGUACAGACAGCUGAACUCACUAAGGUAUUCGAAAUCAGAAAUACAGAAGACCUAACUGAAGAAUGGCUGCGUGAGAAACUGGGCUUUUUCCACUAAGGAAAAUCUCUAAGUAUUUAUGUACCAUCCUGGUGAUACUGGAACCAGACAUGAAUACUUACAUCCAAGCAAUGCACUGUAUUCACAGCUGUCUCCUGCAGUAUCUCUCUUGUGCAGAGUUUGUGCAAAGAAUAGCAGGUCUGUCUCCUUGAAGUAACAAAUCUUUGCAGGUGUUUCCUUAUUUGUACCUGCUAAAAGGGAAUACUCCUCUGCAGGGACUCCUUUUGCACUCCUGUGACUAAUAUUUCUGUAACUAAAAUAGUUCAGUUCUGGAUUUAUAACCGUGUACAAACAUCAUUUGGAAGCUGACGCUAACUUUUUCUGAGCUACAAAUGCAUCCUUAUGACACACAUUAGCCAUUUAUAUGCAGAAUUUAUGUACUGUCACUUACCAGAUUUUUUGACUUAAUGUCUUCUCAAUUUUGAGGCAUAUGUUGGGAGCUCCCUGGAAGCACUUGUUUGGUAUUAAAAAGUCAAAAUCCUUGUACUGCAAAUCCAUCCAUUUAUCUUUCCAUCGAGUCCAUGUGAACUGUCUCAAAUUCUUGGAACUAAUUUUUGUCAUUCCAGGAAUUCCUCAGUUGCCUGAGUCAAUCUUCUUAAAUUUCAGGGCAAAGCUUUGACUGUCCAGUUCUCAUGCUAAUACAGUCUCACAGGAACUAGCUGAUAACUAAGGGCUGAACUACAACUCUGGUUCCUCUUGUACCAGAUUUCUUCUUGCAUCUCUGUUCUGACACUGUUGAGAAGUUUACCUCUGCUCAUUUCCUGUUAUCUGAACACCUGGUGAAUACUGUGUGCCUUUCAUUUGUUAGCUUUAAAAGGACUUGAGAAUUUUACACUGCCACUUCUUACAAAUUUGGUAAAAACUUUGUUAAAGAAUCCAAGUAAUAUUUGUUCCUAGUGCCUCGUGCUGCAGUUGACAUCUGUUAAAACAAAAAGCCAACCUCAUUUUCUUUGAAAUUCUAAUCAUCUGCUCCAUUUGUAGGAGUCAGGAGGUUAAAGUUUUUCAUGAUAAUGAACGAUUUAUAUCUCUUUUGUUAUAAAAGUUGGCCACACAUAGCUUUUGAGUACUUUAAUUAUUACAACCUCUAACUUUCUUAAUGUCUUUUUGGUCAAAAUUACAUUCCAGAUGAAGCUUUUGCAUAAGUGAUAUUUGAUUUUCAUCUACUUAACGGUUCAUCUCUUUGAAACAGCAAAUCUAAUGUGAAAAUAGUAUUUAACUUUUAUAAAUGACCAGUCUUUUUACAGGUCUGUUUUAUAUUGAAUAGAGUAGUUGUGUGAUGUGGGACACGUUCAGCACGUGCUGUGGCAGAAGGAGCACUCAUGGGACAGUCUCUCCCUAUCUUGCUCGUGAGUGUUUGUUGUGCUUCUGAAGAAGUGUCUGCGUAAGAGCAGCUUCCUGUUGAUAACAUACCUUAAAAUACAGCUGCCCCAACCAAUCUGCUCGCUGGGAAGGAAUGCAGUGUUAAAUUUGGAGGCCAGUAUUUCAUGCUGUGAAACCUUUGCUGAAAGUGGGGUUAUUUUUCAUUUGUCAACUUAGGUUGUGUUAGUGUUAAAACACUAACUCCUGCAAGAUCAAAAGGAAUUCAUUUGCAGAGGUCUUCAGUUUUGGUAAAUCUCUUCCUAUUUUGAUGUUAUUGCUCAUUUAUUUGUAUAUAAAUCUGACUUGAGAGGAGCUUUUCAAAAUACAGGUUGGAAUGAUCCAAUUAAAUUGAUCUUUUGGUGUGGGAAAGAAGUGCUUGUAAUUAAAUUUCUGUGUUAACGUACUGAACUGGAAAAACAAUUUCAUUUCCCUGGACGAAAAAUGUUGAUUAUGAAACUGUUGCUUUAUCAUUCUGUACUGCAGAUCAAUAAAAACCAUGUCUUUUGUGACAAACAUUGUAUAAAUAAGACUUCGGCUUAAAGGGUAGUGUCAUUCCAAGCAUCAGUCUGGAAACAAUAAGACUCUCUUUUGAGGUUUUUUUUGGGAUUGUACUAAAGGUGAGACAUGUCAAAGUACAGUGUGGGCGAGAGGGAAGCUGCUGCUUGGAAUGUUCAGCUUGAUUUGCAGUGGGGAAAAACUGGAUUAAUCAUGUCUGUUGUACUUUGUACACUGGUGGGCUGCCAGCAGCCAACUGCUGCCUGCGCAGGUCUGCAAAAAAAUAACUGUACAAGAGGCCUGCAUCAGGAGGGAAGGGAGGAGCUGCUGCAUGAAAUGAUGAAAUUUGACCUUUCAUCUCUGGAUUGCUCCCCCUUCUGCCAAGAAAUCAUUUCUCCUUAGAGCUGAAUCUUCAGCCGAGUUCUUCCACUUCACAUGUUCUCGUGCCUCACUUAAGCACUUUCUGCCUUGGGUGCUGCCCCUCCAGCCUUGCAGGGAGCAGACAGAUCCUCAUGAGAGUGUUAAAGCCCAGUUUCUCCUGAAAGGUGCUGUUGAUGCUGCUCAGCCCACCAGUAUUGCUCUUCAGCCAGCCCUGCCUGGCAGCUGUUCCUUCUUCCCUGGCUGAGCUGUGGAAGCAGCUGCAGGUUCUGGGAAGAUGAGUGUGCAGAGGGUGUUUGCUGUUCAGCCUUGUUUGUGUUCUCUUUGGUCUUAAUGCAGUGUUUUGACACAACUGGCUGCUGCUAAUUGUCCUGGGCUCUUGAGAUGCAGGUAGUGCUAACACUUGAUUAAACAAAGACAUCAUUAUGUCCAGGUCUUUCCUGCACAAAUAAUCCUUGUUUUCAUAACAUCUUUCCCCACCUUAUCUGUAGAACUGUGUGUUCUGUGCUGCUGCCCCCUUAGGCUCAGUGGGAGGCAGAUGAGUCCAUGUUCAGGCCAGUAUGUUCCUGCUGGGCUUUGCUGGUGAGUUGCCCAUCUGUAAUCACACAUUUCUCUUGAAUUUUCAGACCUCUAAAGAGACAUCUAAAGGACAGCAUAAAUUAGCCUAGGGGAGCCUUUGUAGCUAAAGGUCUGAGAGUCAGCAUUUUCCACUGGGAGCUCCUAUUUUUCAGGAGUUGGUAAGUUGGCCAUAAAAUCCUUGGUCUGGAGUUAAAGGUCUCUCCAAGGGAGACUUCUGCCACAAUUAAUCAGGUUUACUUUAAAUAUUGACUAGAUGGCUGGGAUACAGCUCUUGUAAUCCUAUUCACUGAGGGUAAGCUGAAUUAAAGCAUGAAUUUGCAUGUCAGCCCAUGAAAUAGACUUGUAGUGUUCUGAAUAUUUUUAACAAAAAAAUGUAAAUGCUGGUAUUUGAUGGUUUAAGUGUAUUUCUAGUUUAAUGAAUACUGUUCUGAUCUAUUAAAGGAGGCAAUAAUGUAGGUCUUGAUACCUUUUUCACGUCUCCAAAGGAGAAUCUUUGCAUUUGUACCAGGAUUCCAUUUUUGUAUCUUUAACUGUAACAUAGCUGGUCCAGAAGCAAUGUUAAACUGAUGAUGGGUCUGACUCAAACAGGCAGAAGCAAGAGAAUUCAAUUCCUUACUUCAGAGCAUUCCAAAAAUAAACAUCAUGAACAUUGUUUUUAUACAUACAUGUAGUGACUGUGAAGUGGAGCUAUGGUGGAACAUGAGAAGGGGCUCAGUGAAACUCUUGUGUUUGUUCUGUGGUCCAGACUUGUCUUAAAAGGUGUGAGAGGUUCACGGCCAGAUUUGAGAAUUUGGCAGUUCCAUGAAAAUACCAGUAACCAGUACAACUUCCAUAUGCUGUUUAGUCUCUGCUACUUCACAUUGCAUGUUUACUUUAAACCAAAUCUUUUUUUGCUAAGCAUGGUGCUUGUAUUGGUUUAAAUAAAAUGUUUCAUUAAGA